This is a messenger RNA of Naegleria lovaniensis, 1443 nucleotides long. RefSeq lists its product as uncharacterized. The transcript has 5 exons. Lineage: Eukaryota; Heterolobosea; Eutetramitea; Acrasida; Naegleriidae. The coding region runs from base 1 to 1443 and encodes 480 amino acids. The record is from RefSeq and is a predicted model, not a curated record.
AUGCAAGAUCGUACUACAACCAUGUCCCGAGCAUCAAGUGAAUCCAGCAUGAGAUCAAGGGCAUCAACUCCAUCACAUGAACAUCAAACAAACGUUCAUGAUCCUCAUAAUAUUUUGUCGUAUCAAUUCGAUGAAUGUUUUGCGUGGGGGAUGAACAAUUUGCAACUAGGAACCCAACAAGAUAUAAAUCAAGACUCUCUCAUCAAUGUUGUUUCAGUUCCGACAAGAAUUAACAAUGAACAAUUUUUAAGUAGUAAUGAACAAAUUGGAUUCGUUGCAUCCGGAGGCAGUCACACAGUCAUAAUUACAACCAACCAUCGAGUACUUUCAUUUGGAAAAAAUCAAAAUGGGCAACUUGGUCAUGGUAAUUUUGAAGACUCAUCCUCUCCAAAGGAAGUACAGUUCGAUUUAAUGGAUGAUGUUAUUGUUUACAGUGCUUGCGGUGAUCGCCACACAGUGUUUCUUAGCAACAAGGGGAGAGUGUAUGUUUGUGGAGCAAAUUUCAACUAUCAACUAGGAUUAGGUCACAUGAGCAACGUUUCAUCUCCAACACUUGUGGAACAAAUGAUGUCAAGAAAAAUUCGACGAGCAUCGUGUGGAGCUAGGCAUACAGUGCUUAUUACAGGAAAAGGAAAAAUAUUUACUGCUGGUUUGGGAGCAUUUGGACAGCUCGGACAUGGUGAUUUCGAAGAUCAACCAUACUUUAGACAUGUGGAGGAUAUCGAUUGGUUAUGCUCUUCAUGUUCAAGCAAGGAACAUGUUAAUGUUGCAUUGAGUUCAAAUUACGAAGUGUACCAAUGGGGAGGCAGAAGCGUUGACUCUGAAAGUGAGCAAAUUAAGGAUUGUGUCCCUACUCUUUUGUUUAGUUCUCUAAACGGACGUAGAAUUGUUCAAAUUGCAGCAAGCACGUAUCAUGCGUUAGCUAGGACUUCAGAUGGAAGUGUGUAUUGUUGGGGUUACAAUCUUGACAAUGCUGGAUAUAUGAGAUUGUUGAAACAUAUUGAAAUGAGUGAUGAAAAUCUCCUACACAAGCCAUUCCUUGUGGAAUCAGAGAAACAACUUUCUGAGAAGUGUUUAGAUUUGUCACCCAAGUAUAUAAUUAGGAAAAAUGAUUUAACUGUUUAUAGAAACCACUUUUUCAGUAAUAAUAAGAUUGUAUGGAUUGCUUGUUCUGAAACCUGUAACUAUGUGGUGACAGAAAAGGGGGAUGUUUAUGUAUUUGGAAAAGGCAGUUAUGGAGAGUCAGGAUUGGGCGACGAUAGAACGAGUUACAUUGAUUAUCCAGAAAAAAUCGCUGUGUUGCAAGGAAAAAAAGUGGUAAGAGUGGUUGCUUCAACUCAUUCAGCAUUUGCUUUAACGAGCGAUAAUUCAAUGCAACAACAAGACGAUAAUUUAUUUUUCGAAAUGAAAUUAGAGCAAAAGCCACAAGAAAACCAGAAGUAA